Molecule: messenger RNA, 940 nt
Organism: Cucurbita maxima (winter squash)
Lineage: Eukaryota; Viridiplantae; Streptophyta; Magnoliopsida; Cucurbitales; Cucurbitaceae
Product: cell division topological specificity factor homolog, chloroplastic-like
Exons: 2
Coding region: 99-779 (226 amino acids)
Biological process (GO): cell division; regulation of division septum assembly; chloroplast fission
Source: RefSeq, a predicted model, not a curated record
UCACUGAAAGCCGAGAGUGGGUGGCUUCUGUGCACACCAGCGACAACGGCGCUCAUCUGAAGGGAAACGAACACACACAAUCGACAGCCCAUACGCAAAUGGCGGUUUCUGGAGAUCUCAGAGUCUCCGCGACACUCUGCUCUCACCAUCCUCACCCUCAUCGGACUUCUUUUCCCUCUUCAAAGGUUGAAUUCUCUGGCUUUUCAAGUGGAGGGCUUAUCAGUCAUGAUGUUGCUCUGAAAUGGCAUAACAUGGCAAUCGAUAGUCGUAAUAGGCGUGGCAUUUCACAGAUAACUACUCGGAGCUCAGAAAGUUAUGAAAUGUCGUCGAAAACAUCAAGCCAAGAAGCCGAAACCUUCCUUCUGAAUGCCAUAAACAUGAACUUCUUUGAGCGGUUGAACUUAGCUUGGAGAAUUUUAUUUCCUACCCCAACAUCGAAGAGAAAUUCGAACGCCCUGAUCGCCAAACAGCGACUAAAGAUGAUCCUCUUUGCUGACCGAUGUGCAGUUAGCGAUGAGGCUAAACGAAAGAUCGUUAGUAACAUAGUGCAAGCGCUAUCAGAUUUCGUAGAAAUUGAAUCGAAGGAUAAAGUUGAGUUGAGCAUGUCAACGGAUUCUGAUCUUGGAACCAUUUACUCUGUCACGGUACCUGUGAGAAGGGUGAAAGCAGAAUAUCAAGAAGCAGACGAGAGUGCAACGAUAACGAACAUCGAGUACAAAGAUAACGGAGAGACGACUGGUUCUGUUGAUGUGAGGUUUGAUUUCUUCAUUCCAGAUUGAAUGCAUCUAUGGUUUCCUAUGGGUGAAAUUGAUAAAUAAUUUGUAUUUGAACAGUGGCAGUAGCCAAAAAGCUUUGUUCUUCUGUAUAUAAAUUGGAUGGAUUUCUGUCCGGCAAUGAGGAUUGUGGUUUCAAUUGAGAUUGUAGCUGGAUUUAGUGUUUA